Molecule: messenger RNA, 3211 nt
Organism: Clarias gariepinus (North African catfish)
Lineage: Eukaryota; Metazoa; Chordata; Actinopteri; Siluriformes; Clariidae
Gene: prelp
Product: proline/arginine-rich end leucine-rich repeat protein
Exons: 3
Coding region: 172-1293 (373 amino acids)
Molecular function (GO): protein binding
Source: RefSeq, a predicted model, not a curated record
AGAGAGAGCAGCACAGCUGACCUUCAGCAGUGAAAAAAAAGGAAGCAGAGACCCAAUAGGCAGCCUGUUUACCAGGGGAGAGCAAAGUGUGGUAGAACAAAGCAGAGGAGAGAGUAAGAAGUUCUCAUUGAGGACGAAAGGACUUGAGAGUGCAGUACCCACACCAGGACAAUGAAGGCUGAGCUAGGAUUCUGCUCUCUGCUUCUUCUUCUUCUUACCAUAGAUGUUUGGGGACAGCAAUCCAGACCCCGACCUCGACCUCGACCAAAACCUCCCACCACCACCAAAAAGCCUCCCAAAAAGGAACCUGAACCCAAGGAGCCUACUGACUUUCCUCCUGUAAUUUAUGGUCCACCAUCUUCAUUCCCAGACUGUCCAAGGGAAUGCAUGUGCCCCGCUUCCUAUCCAAAUGCAUUGUACUGCGAGAACCGCAACCUCCGCAAGGUCCCUGUCAUCCCAGCUCGCACCCACUAUCUCUACCUACAGAACAACUACAUUGAUUCGGUGACUGCAGACUCCUUUAACAAUGCCACAGAGCUCAAGUGGAUGAACCUAGGAAAUAACCGCAUUCGGUCUGUAGAGACCCAAGUAUUUGAGAAACUUCCAAACCUGUUGCAUCUGUAUCUGAAUAGGAACCUUUUAAAGGAAGUCCCAAGCAAUCUGCCUGCUGGCUUGGAGCAGCUACGACUCAAUCGUAAUCAGAUCUCGAAGAUCGCUCCUGGAGCUUUCAACAAGAUGGAACACCUUGCUCUACUCGACUUGCACCAUAACAGGAUUAGUGACAGCAACCUUGCCAAGAACAUUUUUAAAGAUCUUAAGAACCUGGUGCAGCUUAACCUGGCUCACAACAUCCUAAGGAAAAUGCCCGCAAAUAUACCCCACAGCAUUGCCCAGUUGUUCUUAGACAGGAACAACAUUGAGGACAUUCCCCAGAACUAUUUUAAAGGCUUCACAAACCUGGCCUUUGUCAGACUUAAUUACAAUCAUUUGACUAACAAGGGCCUCCCAAAGAUGGUAUUCAACGUUAGCACACUGCUGGAUUUGCAUUUGGCGCACAACAAUCUGACUACCGUUCCAUUGUUCAACUUGCACCUGGAGCAUCUACACCUUAACAACAACAAUAUCGAAAGUAUUAAUGGAACAGAGCUCUGUCCUUUUACACUGAGUGACGUGCCUGAUCCAGACAACGUUCCCAAGCUGAGGUACCUGCGGCUGGAUGGUAACCAGUUGACCCCGCCCAUCCCAAUGGAUGUCAUCAUGUGCUUUAGAAAUCUGCACUCACUAAUGAUCUAGAGGAUGUCUGAAAUUGUUGUCUAUGCACAGUGCUCCUGUUCACUUGACAGUACUGACUGAAUUAACAGUACUAUGGGAAACACAUUGAAACAGUUGCUUGAUAGUUUCAGGAAUGAUUGCCUGAGCUUCGAAAAAAAAAAAAAAAGUAUAUUUAUUAAACUUCAAAUAGAAAGAAAAAGCUUUGAGCAUGUCUGCAUUAAAGAUACCCAUUCGAUGUUAUGUUCUUGUGAUGCAACAGUAUUAACUACAAUUAAGUAUCUAUGAAAUGAAGGUGCAUUAACUGACAUGCAGUUUUCAAUCUACAUUGUAGUUACUGUAUAAUGUACAGAACAGCUUAACUACAGUCGACUGGCUGAUUAUACACUUAUUGACCACUUACAGCAGGAACGCCUUUACAUGCGCUUAUUCAUGUUGUUAUCCAUUCAGUCAAUCAUGGCAAUGGUGCAAUGCACUCUGUUGUGCAAGAACAGAUCAAGCUUAUGCUAAUGUUCAUUAAACAUCAGAAUGAGGAAAUAGAAUGAUGUUAACAGUCACAUGUUUAUUUGACUUGAAAAUUAUAGAAAAUUUUGACCUCCUGGGCAUCUUUUUAGAACACCUAGAGUUUGUACAGAAUGGUGUAAAGAAGAAAAAAAAAACAAUUGUGGUUGGAAAUGCCUUGUUGAAGGAAGAACAGGCAAAAAAAGGCAUGGGCAAAGUGGUUAAAGCUAACAGGAAGGGUAUGGUAACUCAAAUAACCACUCUUAAAAACUGGGGUGAGCACAGGGUGGGUUACAGUAGGGCACCACGUUAGCUGUUUUUAUCAUCCUUAACUUACAUAAGUGGAACCCGAUUGCUGUGCUGUAGUCCAGUGUUUGCAUAUUAUGCAUUCUGAGAUGCUUUUCUGCUCACCAGAGUUGCAAAAAGUGGUUAUGAGGGUAACUGUAGACUUGCUUAAAGCAGACUGUCCAUUGUCCAAAUGAUUGGCUGAUUGGAUAAUUACAUGAAGGGGUACAGGUGUUCUACACUGCCUAGCCAAAAAAAGUUGCUAAUAUUUUUCUUUGACCACUUUUAGAUUUCAUUAACAUAGAUUCUCAACUUCUCAGUCCUAGAAUAUGCCUGUCCCCUAUAUCUGGGGAGAAAAACUCCACUGAUGUGAUAUCAUGGUCAUUCAGUACAUUUAGGUCGUCAGCUGACUUCAUUUUACUGCCACGUAACGUUGUUGAGACUAGACUUGAACGAACCUCAGAUCAUAACACUGUCUACAGAGGCUUGAACAGUGGCCACUAUGCAUGAUGACGCACCCAUGACUUGGGAAUAGAGUCAAUCUGGACUCAGACCACAUGAUCUUUUUUCCAUUUCAAACUUUAUGCUCUCUAGCAAAUUAAAGGGCAUUCUUUCUGAUUAGUCUCACUAACAAUUGAUUUCUUAUGUUCUCACAGCUGUUUCAUCCCAAUACUGUUUGUUCUUGUCACAUUGUGUAUAGAAAUGAUCUUCCUUUUACUAUUAAACAUAGCUUUCUACUCUCUUUUUAUGUCGCAAUCUCACCAAAUUAAGUGAUCUCCAAUUGUGCGUAUUUAUGUUUUUCCCCCUACAAAGUUGACAUUUCAGAGCUACUCUUUUAGGUUUUAAUAGAGCAUCAGACAGGGUUUGGCCCCAUUGCAGUUAUUUGAAUGUUUUCAUUGUUUGAUGGAGACUACUAACUUUUGAAAUAGUGACUUUUUUUGGCCAGACAGUCGCCAAUGAGUGUAUGAGAACUAAUACAAGAAUAUAGUCACUUUGAAAGAUGAAGAAAUGGAACUGGGAACAAAGUGGCUACCAUGUAGUUUAAACUGUGCUAAAUGUGCCUGUGUGUGUUAUAAGAAAAUAUGAAUAAAUAAUUUCUUCUUGUCGCUUGCCUUUAGCAUCUUCUAAGCAUAAAUAAAACUUGUUCUUACAGUAA